GCCCCUCUUGCACUUCUCUGAUUUCCUUAUCAAAGAACCCUCUUGAUCUCUCCCAUGGCGGCGGUGGAAGGCCGUGGGCGGCAGAGGGCGAUGGAACCGGAUCGUCCCGAGCUGCCCCGCCCGCGGCCUCGGCAUCGCGCGGCGGUUCGUCCCGAGCCGGUCCGAGCACGACCCGUCGGGCCGCCGCCUCGCCCCAGGGCUCGCCACGUUCGUGCCAUGGGGGACCCCGCGGAUCUUCUCUUGCCCCCCCCUCGCCCUCGUGCUCACGCCGCCCCACCAGUGAAACCUGCAAGGUACGGUUGGCUUGCAGCUUGCCUGUAUCUCUGUGUCUGUGCUGUGCUUGGAAGAGCUGCCAUGCUCAAUAGGCUCUGGAUCCGUCCACCGCCGGAGCAGUACACAGUCCUCCCCGCCGCGAUUGUGGCUGCCUUGGUCAUCACCCUUCUUCUCCGGAGGCAAAAGCAUCCACCCCUUUUGGAUCAGCAAAUCGCUGAUGAGGCCGAGCAGAUCGUGGCGAUUCUAGCUCCGGUUCCACUUGUCCUCGCUGUGAGCAUAUUGGACGCGAACCAGGUGGGGGCAGCAGUCGCUGCGAUUCGCAGCUCCAUGGAAGACAACACCCGUACAAGCUUCGCUAUCAGUCCGCCCCAAUCUGAUUCUGACUUCGAUGGGGGCGGCUCGAGCAGUGGCAACGAUGAAGUGAACGCCAACGUUUGGUAUACAUCUAUACAUUCUCUGGAAACAGGGGAUGCCCAUCUCAUCGACCCUGUCUUCAUCGAGCAGCUCCAAGAGAUGACUGGAGGGUUGACUGAAGCUGAUGCGGUGGAAGUCAUGCGGAGAGUGUUCAGAGAUGCUCAAGAAUCUGGUGGCUUCUACAGAUUGUCCGACGUAAUGGAUAACCAACGGAUUCUCCACGCAGGCACGGAAAUCCUUGCACACCCUCAUGCCCUGACAGACAGAUCAACUGGGACAUUGGUCAUGACGUCGAAAAUUAUUGUCAAACUUCUUCAUUUGAUCUGGUUCGAGUUACAAGGGCAGAAUUGGCAGUUAAGUCAGGAAGUAAAAAAAGAAUGCUUUCGAGUGGUUAUCGGGCAAUCUGUAGAAAAGCUCCUUGAGGUUGCACUUGCAUUCAGCAAUGCAAGCUGGUCUGCUGAUCAUACUUCGCAGAUGCUGACAAUCUUCGAUGCACUUGUUGAUGUUCUAUACAAUAUAGGGGCCCUGCCUUUCAACAGAUUUGAGUUCAUUUCUAAUGGGGUUGCUGAUAUGGCGGACAUGACCCUCAACAGAUUUGACUCCAUCCAUAAUGUGGUUGCUCAUAUCUUUUGCAAGAUGGUGAUUGAUUUCAGAGGAAUACUUGAGGGGAUUACAAAUGAUAUGCACAGCAGCAGAGAGUCUAAUAUCCGUCCAACAACUGUUCUCCUCAUACGAUACCUGGAUUUUUUCUAUCGUAACGGAGAGAUGCUGCAGUCAGUACUUGGCACGGAGGACUGCACAAUUGAGCUUACCAUGAUUAAUUGCUGGGUCUCCAGGAUCAUGGAAGAUGCAGAAAGAACAUUUCAAGAUAAAGGACAGAGGUACAUAUUCCUCUUAAAUAACAUAUAUUAUGUUCUGCGUGAGAAAUGCCAUCCCGGAUUACUCCUUCCCAGUUUAGUGGAUAAUUUGGAUUCACUGAUCCAGCGAUACAUUAAGAAGUAUCUUGAUGAAUGUUGGGUUCCACUUAUUAUAUAUUUGGAUGGAGAAUCUCUGAAGAAGCCAAGCCGUUCAUCGUUGGAUAAGUUUACUGAAGAAUUCUUUAGUAUCUGCGAUCACCAGAUGACAUGGAAGGUUCGGACUGAGCUAAAGAAGGCACUGCGAGAAAAGAUAUCGAAGUUAAUUGUUCCAAAGUACGGAAACUUCUUAAAGGCACUGCAGGCAAAUGCAAGUUCGCGCUGGCCUUCUCCUCUAAAGGGGAUGUGGCUUGCCAGAUCUGAGAAACCAGUGUAUACUGAUGAACAAUUGGAAGACAUUGUGAAACAAAUAUUUGAGAGAUAACAUCCAGCUAUAGUAGUGAGGAGAGUGGGGUCAGCAGACUUUGUACAGGGUCGGUGCAAGUAUAUACUGUCAUACAGUAGCACCCGGAGAGCAUUUUGUUUGGUGAUCCGCCCGUGUUGCCAAAUGGUUCCACAUGUGUAGCAUUUUGAGGUCAUAAGCCUGCUUGCGUUAUUAGCAAGAUUCAGCGCUGGUGUGAUGUACAGUAUAAUGUAUAGUUUCUCCUUAAGUCCAUGUAAUUAUAUCUAGAACUUAAGCUUACAGUUUUGCGGUUCCUCGCGUUGUACACAUUUGUGUUCAGCUUACUAUUGACAAGAAAUGAAACGAAAAUUACACGA
Molecule: messenger RNA, 2360 nt
Organism: Brachypodium distachyon (stiff brome)
Lineage: Eukaryota; Viridiplantae; Streptophyta; Magnoliopsida; Poales; Poaceae
Exons: 2
Coding region: 55-2025 (656 amino acids)
Biological process (GO): exocytosis
Cellular component (GO): exocyst
Molecular function (GO): phosphatidylinositol-4,5-bisphosphate binding
Source: RefSeq, a predicted model, not a curated record